AUGUCUUACCGCUACGAACCAGUCAGGUCAUCGACAGACGGCGUACUGAGAUGGCGAGAAGAUGAAGCUCCAAGCCGCAGCAAAUUGUACUUGCUCUGCCUUACGAUUAGCAUUGGAGGAUUGCAAGUUGUUUGGGCGACUGUUAUGGCAGAAGGAUCGAGCUUUUUGAUGUCUCUUGGUCUGCAGCCAUCAGUCAUAUCGCUAACAUGGCUGGCCGGACCAAUAUGUGGCACGCUUCUGCAGCCAUACAUCGGAUAUAAAAGCGAUUUCUGCGCUCAUCGGUGGGGUCGAAGACGACCGUUUAUGAUCUAUGGAACUCUUGCAACAAUAAUCUGCAUCAAUCUCCUCUCUUGGACCAGCGAGAUUAUUCGAUUAAUUAGCUACAUUUUAGGAGCAUCAGCUCACGGCCUCGGCAACAAGUCCGUCAUCCAGGUCUUCGCGAUCACACUGGUAUGGGCAUUGAACAUCGCUAUCCAGCCAGUCCAGUCGAGUAUCAGAGCGCUGAUAGUUGAUGCGUGUCCUAAUAGUCAGGCAGCCCAGGCGAAUUCAUUCGCAAGCUUCGCUGUCAUUGUUGGAAGUGCAAUUGGUUAUGGUUGCGGUUUCAUCGAAAUACCCAAGGUCGCAGAAUGGUUCCAUGAUCCUCAAUUCAAGGGUCUUGCCCUUAUAGCUUCCGUUUCAUUGGGAGUUGCUGUCAUGAUAACAUCCACAAUGAUUGAGGAGAAGCCUGUGGAAAAUGAUGCUGCUGAUUAUGAAAGAUCAGGCGUACUUCAAAUUUGGAGCGAGAUCUGGAAAUCCAUUCGAACACUACCCUCGACAAUCAAAACGAUCUGUAUUGUACAAUUCUUCGCAUGGCUUGCAUGGUUUCCGUUUCUCUUCAAUAAUGUAUUGUACCUGGGCAGACUUUAUGAAGCACAAAUUCUCCUUGAAAAAAUGGGACCACCAUCGACUAGGUUUUACAAUGCCUUGAAAGAGCAAUCAAUUCGACAUGCAGUUCUGGCAAUGCUGGUGUUCUCAAUUGUAGCACUUGGCGUGAAUCUCUGCUUACCAUAUCUUAUCACUAAUACUGAGCCUUCAUCUCCUUUGGAGCUGGAGUGGGAGAAGACGACGGGAGUUGCCGAUGCGAUCUCUGGAUCUCCUGGGGUUGGGGAAAGGAGGAUUUUGAGAGGCCUCACACUGCCCCGAGCAUGGAUGAUCUCACACAUUAUUACCGCUCUGGGGCUGUUCGGAGCAACGAUUGGGAACAGUUUCAUGGCGAGCGUCUCGUUCAUCUCGCUUCUUGGUAUAUCCUGGACAUUGACUCAGUGGGCCCCAUUUGCUCUCAUCAGCGCUGAGAUCGCUUCGAGUUCUGACCCCAUAUUAUCUGACAUCGAAGAAUGCCCAAGCGAUCAAUCGGGCGCGUCCAAGACUGUGGAUCUUAGACCAAGAGCUGGGGUAACGAUGGCAAUCCACAACGUGGCUAUUGCAACGCCGCAGAUGCUCUCAGCUGUGGUAACAGCUUUGAUUUUCUGGAUCUGUGGGCAAUUUGGUGUUGGGGAAACUGACGCAAUGAGAUGGGUUCUGAGGGUGGGGAUUUUGGCUGCUUGUUGUGCUGCUUGGACUGCCAGGAAAUUGUGGUAA
Molecule: messenger RNA, 1617 nt
Organism: Lachnellula hyalina
Lineage: Eukaryota; Fungi; Ascomycota; Leotiomycetes; Helotiales; Lachnaceae
Product: General alpha-glucoside permease
Exons: 5
Coding region: 1-1617 (538 amino acids)
Cellular component (GO): membrane
Molecular function (GO): sucrose:proton symporter activity
Source: RefSeq, a predicted model, not a curated record